Molecule: messenger RNA, 1273 nt
Organism: Triticum dicoccoides
Lineage: Eukaryota; Viridiplantae; Streptophyta; Magnoliopsida; Poales; Poaceae
Product: MADS-box transcription factor 14
Exons: 8
Coding region: 183-920 (245 amino acids)
Biological process (GO): positive regulation of transcription by RNA polymerase II
Cellular component (GO): nucleus
Molecular function (GO): RNA polymerase II transcription regulatory region sequence-specific DNA binding; DNA-binding transcription factor activity; protein dimerization activity
Source: RefSeq, a predicted model, not a curated record
CUUGCCGGAAACCUCGUUUUGGCCUGGCCAUCCUCCCUCUCCUCCCUCUCUUCCGCCUCACCCAACCACCUGACAGCCAUGGCUCCGCCCCCCCGCCCCCGCCUGCGCCUGUCGGAGUAGCCGUCGCGGUCUGCCGGUGUUGGAGGCUUGGGGUGUAGGGUUGGCCCCGUUCUCCAGCGGAGAUGGGGCGCGGGAAGGUGCAGCUGAAGCGGAUCGAGAACAAGAUCAACCGGCAGGUGACCUUCUCCAAGCGCCGCUCGGGGCUGCUCAAGAAGGCGCACGAGAUCUCCGUGCUCUGCGACGCCGAGGUCGGCCUCAUCAUCUUCUCCACCAAGGGAAAGCUCUACGAGUUCUCCACCGAGUCAUGUAUGGACAAAAUUCUUGAACGGUAUGAGCGCUACUCUUAUGCAGAAAAGGUUCUCGUUUCAAGUGAAUCUGAAAUUCAGGGAAACUGGUGUCACGAAUAUAGGAAACUGAAGGCGAAGGUUGAGACAAUACAGAAAUGUCAAAAGCAUCUGAUGGGAGAGGAUCUUGAAUCUUUGAAUCUCAAGGAGUUGCAGCAACUGGAGCAGCAGCUGGAAAGCUCACUGAAACAUAUCAGAUCCAGGAAGAACCAACUUAUGCACGAAUCCAUUUCUGAGCUUCAGAAGAAGGAGAGGUCACUGCAGGAGGAGAAUAAAGUUCUCCAGAAGGAACUCGUCGAGAAGCAGAAGGCCCAGGCGGCGCAACAAGAUCAGACUCAGCCUCAAACAAGCUCUUCUUCUUCUUCUUCCUUCAUGAUGAGGGAUGCUCCCCCUGCCGCAACUACCAGCAUUCAUCCAGCGGCAUCAGGAGAGAGGGCAGAGGAUGCGGCAGUGCAGCCGCAGGCCCCACCCCGGACGGGGCUUCCACUGUGGAUGGUUAGCCACAUCAACGGCUGAAGGGCUUCCAGCCCAUAUAAGCGUACUAUUCAGUAGAGAGUAACAAGUUGCACCGGCCAGCCUGGUGUAUGUUGCGGUUGCUAGCAUGCCUGACCCCUUGGAGGGGAAAGGAAAAGAAAUCAGAGUAAAGUAGCAAGCUGCAGUGAUGUGUAUAUUUCACUUUGUCCACCUCAGUUUCCCUCCCAGCUGGGCUCAAUUUACCAUGUAAUCUAUAUGUAGCUUGAGUGAUGAAUUUUCAAGUUUCCAUGAUACCCGUCUCGAGCGGGUGUUGUUUAUGUGAAUUAACCUAUCAAAUAUGAGCAUUGUGUAUAUUGUGAUUCUUGAAAAUAAAUAAAUCAGGACCUUUAUGUCUU